AUGGAGUCAGAAUCACGUUACCAGCCACUACUACUUGGUCUUGACUCACACUCCCACAUUCCAGACUUGUCAUCAGAUACCAUUGAAGAAUUCUUGAAACAAAGCUCCAUUGAGUUGAGAUGGUGGCCCCAACUUGUUGCUUGGGAGUCAAGGCUCUUGUGGCUCCUCUCUUGGGCUUCCAUUGUUGUCUCCAUUUUCAAUUACAUGCUGAGCUUUGUGACCCUCAUGUUUAGUGGCCAUUUGGGGUCUCUAGAGCUUGCUGGGGCAUCCAUUGCUAUUGUUGGAAUUCAGGGUCUUGCUUAUGGGAUUAUGUUGGGAAUGGCAAGUGCAGUGCAAACUGUGUGUGGGCAAGCAUAUGGGGCAAAAAAGUAUUCAGCAAUGAGCAUCACAUUGCAAAGAGCAAUCAUCCUACACUUGGGAGCAGCAGUGAUUCUCACCUUUCCCUUUUGGUUCUCAGGAUCAUUCCUCAAAGUCAUAGGGCAAUCAGAGAGCAUAGCAGAGCAGGGUCAAGUUUUUGCACGCGGAAUCAUUCUUCAGCUCUAUGCAUUUGCACUAUCAUGCCCUAUGCAGAGGUUCCUCCAAGCACAGAACAUUGUGAACCCUCUUGCAUUUAUGUCAGUUGGAGUGUUCCUUCUGCAUGUGGUUCUCACUUGGUUGGUUGUCUUUGUUUUGGAGUAUGGACUUCUUGGAGCUGCCCUUACUCUCAGCUUCUCUUGGUGGCUUCUUGUGUUGUUAAAUGGGAUGUACAUUGUUCUUAGCCCAAGAUGUAAGCAAACUUGGGUUGGCUUUAGUGUGAAAGCAUUCAAAGGAAUUUGGCCUUACUUCAAGCUCACAGUUGCUUCUGCUGUGAUGUUGUGUUUGGAGAUAUGGUACAAUCAGGGACAAAUACUUAUAGCUGGGUUGCUUUCCAAUCCCACAGUCUCAGUGGACACUAUUUCCAUUUGUAUGAAUUACUUCAACUGGGACCUGCAAUUUAUGUUGGGUCUAAGUGCCGCAGCCAGUGUCCGAGUCAGCAAUGAAUUAGGGGCAGCUCAUACAAGAGUAGCAAAAUUUUCUGUCAUUGUAGUGAAUGUAAUCAGCAUUCUCAUCAGUAUAUUUUUCUGUGCAAUUAUUUUGAUAUUGCGGGUACCUUUGAGUAUGCUUUUCACUUCUGACUCUGAAGUCAUUGAGGAGGUAUCUAGUUUGACUCCACUGCUUGCUAUCUCAGUUUUCCUAAAUUUCAUUCAACCAAUAUUGUCAGGAGUUGCAAUUGGAAGUGGAUGGCAAGGUGUAGUGGCUUAUGUAAACUUGGCUUCUUUCUAUGUCAUUGGUCUUACUAUUGGAUGUGUUCUUGGCUUUAAAACAACUCUUGGAGUAGCAGGUCUCUGGUGGGGGAUGAUCCUUGCUGUUCUUGUGCAAACAGCAACUCUAAUAAUUCUGACUGCAAGAACAAAUUGGAAUGCAGAGGUUGAAAAAGCUGUUGCUCGCAUCAAAAGAUCAGCUGAAGAUGAGACCCUAAAUCGCUUCAUUGCCAACGAAUAAGAUUUUUUUUUUCUUCUUC
This is a messenger RNA of Cajanus cajan (pigeon pea), 1540 nucleotides long. Its product is annotated as protein DETOXIFICATION 41. Gene Ontology annotation, biological process: xenobiotic detoxification by transmembrane export across the plasma membrane. Gene Ontology annotation, cellular component: membrane. The record is from RefSeq and is a predicted model, not a curated record. Lineage: Eukaryota; Viridiplantae; Streptophyta; Magnoliopsida; Fabales; Fabaceae. Gene Ontology annotation, molecular function: antiporter activity; xenobiotic transmembrane transporter activity.